UAUUUGACAGGCGGUGCUAUUUGACAGCAAUGGUUGAGAUUUGGUACUUGUAGCAAACAAAACAGGUGGUUAAUAGUAAAUGGGAGCUUUUGUGAUAUCAAACUAAAAGAAACUGAAUGUCAGCAUGCCAAGAUCAUUCCUGGUAAAGAAAUCCAAACUUAAAAUAGAAGAAGGAAAACAUCCAGGAACUUUCAAGAAUGGAUUCGAAGACGAAGGGUCACCAGUCAGAUCUCAUGCUACUCUGCCAGUUAGUGUCGUUUCUCCUGUUACUCCUGUUAGUGCCAAACCACUGUUUGUUAAACUCGAUAAUGGAUAUAUCCAUGAUAUUUCGGAUGGUUAUAUUAAGGAUGAGAGAGAUGAGGUAGUGCGUGAAGGUGUAUCUAUGACAAGUCCUGAACCAACAAAUACUGCUGAUGUAUCAUUAUACGAACCAGAUCCCCCAAUCGUACAUCAUACAGCAGAUCGCCGCCAGAGUUACGAUGCUUAUCUUAUUUUAGAUGGAAGAACUAAAAAUAAAUCUAACGCGGGUGUGAUGCGACCGCGAUUCCGAUGUGAUGAGUGUGGCAAGGAUUACGCCACAUCGUCAAAUCUAUCGCGCCACAAACAAACUCAUCGAAGCCUUGACAGUCAACUCGCCAAAAAGUGCCCACAUUGUGACAAAAUAUAUGUCAGUAUGCCUGCCUUAUCCAUGCAUAUAUUAACACACAGUCUUAAACAUACUUGUCAAAUUUGCGGAAAAUCAUUUUCCAGACCGUGGUUGUUACGAGGCCAUGUUCGAUCUCACAGUGGCCACAAACCCUUCGGUUGUUCCCAUUGCGGUAAAGCCUUUGCCGACCGAUCUAAUUUAAGAGCCCACAUGUAUACACACUCUGCCUUCAAACAGUUCAAGUGUCGUUACUGUAAAAAGACAUUUGCGCUCAAGUCGUAUUUGAACAAACAUUACGAAUCAACGUGUCUUAAAUAAUGGUCAUACCAUAACGAACUAUAUAGCUAUAUUAUACCAUAAUCCAAAUCUUCCAUACCUAAACCAAAGUAUAACACAGUAUUAUAUUAGUAUUACUUUUUAAUACAUAACGAAUAUAU
Messenger RNA from Patella vulgata (common limpet), 1083 nucleotides. Its product is annotated as transcriptional repressor scratch 2. Gene Ontology annotation, molecular function: RNA polymerase II cis-regulatory region sequence-specific DNA binding; DNA-binding transcription factor activity, RNA polymerase II-specific. Bases 125 to 964 code for a protein of 279 amino acids. Lineage: Eukaryota; Metazoa; Mollusca; Gastropoda; Patellidae. The transcript has 2 exons. Gene Ontology annotation, biological process: regulation of DNA-templated transcription. The record is from RefSeq and is a predicted model, not a curated record.